Solanum pennellii is the source of this 1314-nucleotide messenger RNA. RefSeq names its product auxin-responsive protein SAUR50. The transcript has a single exon. Bases 96 to 545 code for a protein of 149 amino acids. Gene Ontology annotation, biological process: response to auxin. The record is from RefSeq and is a predicted model, not a curated record. Lineage: Eukaryota; Viridiplantae; Streptophyta; Magnoliopsida; Solanales; Solanaceae.
UUUACUAAUUUUCUUCCUUCUGAAAAACAUCAACAAAACGACCAUCAAUUACCCUCAAAACGACAACAAAAAGAUCAGAUUUUCUCGAGAAAAAAAUGUCUGCGUGCAGUAAAAUCCGAUACAUUGUUCGUCUCCGUCAAAUGCUACGGCGAUGGAGGAAGAAGGCCGCGAUAACUGCUCGUUGUCGCGUACCCUCAGAUGUACCUUCUGGUCACGUAGCUGUAAAUGUCGGUGCUCAUUCUAAAAGAUUCGUCGUACGAACAACUUAUUUAAACCAUCCAUUAUUCAAAAAAUUACUAGCGCAUGUUGAGGAGGAGUUUGGUUUUUCGAAUUCUGGUCCGUUAUAUAUACCCUGCGAUGAAUUAUUAUUCGAGGAAAUAUUAUGUUACCUAGCUCGAUACGAAUCUGAUAAAAACAACGUUGGAUGUUUCAUCAAUUUCGAAGAUUUUCAGAGAUAUUGUCAUGUUGGUAUUCGGAGUAACCUCGAUUUCUGGGCUGAUUCAAGACCUCUAUUGAAUGGAAUCUCCGAUAAAUCCAUUUGGUAAUAUUCAUACCACAGAUGAAAUUUCGAGAGUCAAUUAAAAAGAAAUUGAUCGAAAUUUCGUUAUACGAGAAUUGAGAAGAAUAAAAAAAAAAUAAGAAGAUCGGUGAUGAUUUUGACCCGGGUUCGACUCGUCCGAGUUAGUUUUACUAAUUGAGGGAAUUAUUCUUUUGCUUAUCGGAAAUAAAAUUUACUGGUAAGUUUAAAGGUUUAUUCAUCGUGUACUAAAUUGUUACAUUAUUAGUGUAAUUUUAACUUGUUAUAAUAGUUAACUUGUUUUAUUUUUCAAGUUAUUACUUCGCUUUUCAUGAACAGUUAUUUACAGUUAUCUGAUAAAUGUAAAUAAUUGUUUGUGUCUUGUGGAAUCAGUAACAUGAGAGAUAAAACAAUUAACAUAUUGUGGCAAGGAAAUUUAUACUAAUAGUAUAAGAAUUAUUUACACGAUUAAUUAAACAAUAUUUAAUCCUUUUCUAUAUAUAUUCUUUUUAAAAAUGAAUCGAGAUGAAAUAAUUGAGUUACGAGUCAAAAGUAUACUCCGGAGAAUGUGAUUGGAGAUGGCAAAACGGUGGGCGGGUCGUUUUUUACCACUGAGUCGUCCCGGGUUGGACUCGGAGUGAAAUUCAACAACACAAGAGACAAAUUAAUAAGUAGUGUGAUUACUCCUAUUAAUUAAUGGAUUAUCGCUAUUAGCUUAUUGUAAAUUUUUAUUUUUAUGUAACAUGAUUAUUGUUGAUUUGAUGAAUCAAAAAAUUGUAGAGAAAAUUUAUUCGAAA